Sugiyamaella lignohabitans is the source of this 3225-nucleotide messenger RNA. RefSeq lists its product as uncharacterized. Gene Ontology annotation, molecular function: DNA binding; zinc ion binding; DNA-binding transcription factor activity, RNA polymerase II-specific. Gene Ontology annotation, biological process: DNA-templated transcription; regulation of DNA-templated transcription. Lineage: Eukaryota; Fungi; Ascomycota; Dipodascomycetes; Dipodascales; Trichomonascaceae. The record is from RefSeq and is a predicted model, not a curated record. Bases 1 to 3225 code for a protein of 1074 amino acids. The transcript has a single exon. Gene Ontology annotation, cellular component: nucleus.
AUGACAGAACCGGUUCUAAGGUCUGGCAAUGGAAUAGAUGCUAUGAGUGUUGGAAGAUUGGUUUCUAGUCCUGAAAUCCAGGUCGAUUCUGCUGAUACUAGUAGUAGUGCUAGUAGUGGUGCUAGUAGUAGUGGUAGUAGCAGUGGAAAUGGAGGUGCUUCGGCAGUUAGUCGCAUUUCUGUCGGUGGAGACCAAUUACACAACAACAAUCACCACAAUAAUGGAUUAAAUCAUAAUUAUAGCCAUAAUCCUGAUCAUAGUCAUGGUUCAGUGGGUAGUCGUCAUCAUGGAUUUUCCGAUAUUGGUGCUCAUGGCAAUGUUAAUGGCAAUGAUAUUAGUAAUACAGGUCCGGCCUCCGGAAGUAAUAUUAGUAGUGGAGGACUGGGGUCCGGUGUUGGUAAUGGGAUUGAACAUAAUUUCACGAGCUUGCCUCUUCCUACCGACCGUCGUUCAGUAUCCCAUUCGCCGUCUUCGGAUGGGUCAGUGUCUCCCGCAUUAUCUCCGAGACCCGAAAAUGGCUCGACUACUACCGGGGCAAGCUCGAUAUCUCCUUCGUACCAGGGCUCUACUGUUAAUGAGAAAGAUCGUGGUGAUGGUCAAGUUGGUGGUCGGGUUGAUUGUCCUGUGGAGUCGGAUAGUGAGAGCGGUACAGACCAAGCAGCUGCAACUGUACCAGCAGAUGGUGCAAUUCCGGCAGGUGUUAGUGGAGUAAUAGUGGGAGAAGGCACAAAAGGCAGGGAAGGUGGAGAGGGUGGAGAAGGCGAAGAAGUCGGUGAAGUCGGUGAAGUCGGCGAAGGCGGUGAGGAGCGAGAAAGGUCGAAUUCUGAUGUCAAUCCAGCACUAGCAGCGGCCGCUAUUGCUACUUUCAAGACUAUAUCAGCCAUGAAUACUGUUCGGAAGCGACGAAGAACACCAUUGUCAUGCCAGAUUUGUCGAAGUAGGAAACAAAAGUGCGAUAGGGGUCAUCCUUGUAGCACCUGUAAAGCACUUCGUCUCGAAAAAAGCUGUGUGUAUCAAACACUUUCCCCUCUGCGAACUGGAAAUGGCGGUCAUUCCACACCCAGCAGUCCUGUUGCUGCCAAUGGAGCAGUAAAAAAGAACGAGACCAUUAAAAUAUUUAAUCCCAUGACAAGACGAUUCUACCGAGUUGCUGCUCCUCAAUGGAACCUCCACGACAAAUCCAAGCCUGAUGGUGCCUCUGCUACAUCGACUAUUUUCAAUGAUCUUGGCGCUAUUACUUCAAAUGGACCAAUCACCAGCUCCGACAUGAUUAAACCAGAACAAAGUUUCGGCAACUCGCUCCCCCCCGACAAUGGGGCUCAUAGAGACUUUUCUGCUGCUGGUUCAGGUGUAUUUGGAGGACCUAGGUCUACACCCUCUCCGUCGAACCUUUCAAGCGGGCACAGAUCGGAUGCUGGUGGUUCUGGCAAUCCAUCUUUAGUGGAAAAUAUUUUUAAACCCACUUUGCGGUUCAAGUUCAACAGAAUCAAUUACUUUGGACCGUCUGCUGCGGCGGCUACUAGUGGUGGUUUGGACGACUCAGCACCUGAAGCGUACACCAUUUUCAACUUCAAUGCCGCUGAAAACAAAAAGAGUUGGGACAGUCUGAAGACUUCUGCUUUUCCAUUGACGGGAAAUGGCGCAUAUGGAGCUCCUAAUUGUCCCGACUUGCUAGAAAAAGAGCUUCAAAUCAAGGCUCUGGCUGACCGAUUGGCGUCUGGACAGUCGUCUAUCAAUGAAUGGGACAAAGUGCUCGAUUUUAUCCCUCCUCGUGAUGUGUGUGAUUUCCUCAUUGAACGAUUCCUGUCUUCUGUGAACACUGUGUUCUACUCGACUACUGCCUCGAUUCUCCGAGAAGACAUGAACUAUGUAUGGGUAAUGAAGCGUCACCGUCCUGUCGGCGAUAAUCUAGACAAGAUCGAGAUCCACAAAAUCUGUCUGAUUCUUUUGUGUCUUCGCUUGGCAAGAAUUUCUCUGCCUCGUGACUGGACUUGUAGCUCUGUCACCAACAAUAUCCGCGACGACUCUCAGGUAUAUCUUGGCCCGAAGCUCGUGCUGUUUGGGUUAUCAGUUAUUUCGAUGACCGAUAUCCAAUUGGAAGGAAACCUGACGUACAUCCAACUACUGUUAUUAUGCGCUGUUAAUAUGAUCCUGACCACGAGCGACAUGUCCGGUAGCUCGGCUUCUCCAUUAACGUUGAUUUCCAAACUUGUCGAGUCUACUUUAUCCAUAGGACUCCACAGAGACCCGUCGAAUUUCCCUGAAGUCCCUGUUCGGUUUCACCAACUAUGGAAAAUCCUCUGGCGCCAGACCGUCAUAGCUGAUACCGCCAAAUCCCUAGAACUCGGUAUCCCACCCCUCAUCAACCUCAAGUACUCUGACACCAGUUUGUACGACGAUGACGAGGGUACAACGAAUGACGAUGCCCUUCCUGCCGACGGAGAAAAGGACCGCACUUUAGCUGAUUACGAAUCUCUCGGUAAAGCAUUCUUGCGGAGCAAUCUCGAAUGGUGUCUAACAUGUCGUAAUCUGCUUGACCAAGUCCUUCUCGUUCCAGCCAACCUACUCCUUGCACCUGAUCUAGAAAAGACCAAUGUCAUUUUCAAGACUGCUGAACAUGCUCGAAUGUUAGCUUAUGAGGAAGCCCGUAUCAAAGUUCAAUCAAAAAGUUCCCUGACCAUCCGAGAGGAGCACUGCUAUGUGAUUCGGACUGUUUCGUACCUGAAGUACCUUCGAAUCAGACUGGCGUUCCUGCGAGUCCAGGGGUGUGUCAAUACUGACGAGAUGACCGAAUGUGCCCUUCAAGCAUUGACCAUUCAGCGCGACGUGAUUCGCAAUGCUUCUAAACUGUCGUCACUACAUUACUAUCUCCUUGUCGAGAUAUUCCGACUCAAUCGCCCUGCCUGGAUGAGAAUCAUGAUGAUGGUUACCAGUUCGAUCGUAAAAUCGUCUACCCCUGUGUCACAACACACUCUGGCCACUAUCAUUGCCCUAUACAAGGAAACACGAGUGCUCGUCGACACGUCCUACUGUGCCUGGAAGGAGAACAUCAGCAUGCUAAUGGCCCUCCGAAAUGUGAAAGCACUCUCGCAAGUGGUUGGCCAUUCGGACCUCGACCAGCUCUGGCACGAACUGGACGCCUUCUCCGAACUGCCAGUGCCAUGCCAGCCCGAGUGGCUCGACUACUUCAAUUUCGAAUCCUCGUGCACCGAAAGCACUCUUUAG